Molecule: messenger RNA, 1155 nt
Organism: Schistosoma curassoni
Lineage: Eukaryota; Metazoa; Platyhelminthes; Trematoda; Strigeidida; Schistosomatidae
Source: the annotation of a GenBank genome assembly
AUGUGGUUGUGGCAUGCGUCACAGAAUGUACAAAAACUGAAAAAUGUUAAAAAUGAGAACUUGUUAGCAUUUUUACAAAGAUUUCUCAAUGUAGCAGUAUGUUUACAGUCAUAUCGUCGUAAAGCGGAAGAUUUUUCAUUUAUCAGUUCAUCAGGUCACGGCGCAUUUGGUCGUGUUCAACUUGUUCGUGAAAUUACAACAGGUUGUGUAUGUGCUAUGAAAGUAAUAAACAAAUCUCGAAUGCUUGCACAACACACAGAUUAUUGGGCCGAAAAAGAAAUUAUGUCACAUAGUGAAAGUCCGCGGAUUGUAGAAUUAUAUUAUGCCUAUCAAGAUUUAAAAAAUUUAUAUAUGAUUAUGGAAUAUGUUCCCGGCGAUGCUGGUGGUCAUCUAAAAUUAGCUGAUUUUGGUACUGCUAUACGUGUUGAUCCGGAAACUUCAUUAAUUCACUGUGAUGCAGCUGUUGGAACACCAGAUUAUUUUAGUCCAGAAGUUCUUUUAUCACAGGGAAUUGGUGGUGGGAGUUAUGGAUUCGAAGUGGAUUGGUGGGCAUUAGAUGCUGUUAUUUACGACAUGCUUUAUGGUGUUACACCAUUCUAUUCAGAAACAUUGGUCAAUACUUAUGCUAAUAUUGUGAAUCAUGCAAAUAUUUUGAAAUUCCCUGAAAAAGAACCAGAAGGUCGGCUACAUACCAAAGAUUUAUCGAAUCCUAUACAUGCGUCGAGAUGCGGUCAAGAAGCGUUGCAGGAUAUGUUAAGCGGGUUGAGAGACUUAAUGUUGCUGUUCUACGCGUGCAUGGAUCCUAAAACCCGAGGAGUCAGUACUCACCAAGCAUCUAUCGCUGGACCACAAUGCGUCGAAACGUUGCAGCACAUGAAAAGCAACAAAGAACUUCUUCAACAGGCCUUUCAUGUAGUAAAAGAAAGCUGUGACCGCUUACUUCCUGCUGACGUUUCUGAUCUUGUCCCCUAUGUGGAUACCCCGAUAAUGAACAGAGAACCAAGUCUUGAAUUAAAGCAACUAAUUAUAGCUCGUGAAAAAGUAAUCAAAAGGUUGCUAACAGUAACAGAAGAACUCGAAAAACUACGUCGCAUUUUAACAAAGACAGUGUGGGAACUCAAUGACCUUACUGACCCAAAUGUUCAGAAAUUUUGA